AUGUCGGCAAACAAUGAAUGUAGCCAGCAUAGUAGUGUAGUGAACUCUCACGACGACCCAAGAGGCUUCCCAGUAGAAAGAGCUCGGGCUGUGGAUAGCCCUUUGGGUCAGCUCGAUCCUUCGAGAAUCACACAUAUGGUUGUUGAUCAGGUUGGAUUAAACACAUCAGGUGAACGCUGCAGUGAUAGCAGUUUCGUUGUUCCAGGACCUCCACAGCAGCAUUGGACUUGUUCCUCUCCAGCACCGAGUCCUAUCAUGCCGUCUCCUUCCAGAGCAAUGGAUGGUUGUGGACAAAUGCAACGAAUGGGUACUCCUACGAAUGCUAUGCAUAUGCAACAAGGAACCAUUAGCAGUCCAUCAAUAGGAAGUGCUCCCAUGACGCCUCAGCACAUGGUGCAACAGCAGCAGCAAGCCAUGGUGCAAGGCCAACAAACUCCUACGGGCCAGUUUGAUCACAAUGGGGGAUUUACGCAGCAGCAGCAGGGAUAUCCUCACGGUGUCCCAGAAAGUACAGGCAUAAUGCAGCAACAAAAAAUUAUGAAUGCUCCAGGGGUUCAAGCCGAUAACUCUUCUGGAGUGGUAUAUACCAGACCACAAAUGAUGAUAGGUCAACAACAACAAAUGGUAAGCCUUCAACAGCAACAACAACAGAUGAUGGGCCAGCAACAGCCUAUAAUAGGGCAACAGGUGAUGCUACCUCAUCAAAUGGGAAUGAUGGGCGCCAGUCCACAGUACUACGCACAACAGAAUCCACAAGCUCAAUGGACUCAGCAGCAGCAACAUAUGCAGCAGGGCCAUUUUGUAAGACAACCUCAAAUGGCGGGCGCUACUGUUGGUCAACGUGUGAUGGUCCAACGUGUUCCAUACCCUCCUGGCACUGGUUAUCCCGCUGUUAUGCAAACUACUCCACAACAGCAACCGCAAGUUGUUGUAACGCAGCAGAGUAGCCGUCCUUCGGGUGCUCCAUCGCAACAGGCCCAAAGACCUACGUAUCCACCAGGAACCACUUCGCAACCAGCACAGUACGCGUAUCCUAGUGGCCAAGCGGCCGGAUUCCAACAACAACAACAAGCAGCACAGGUGGCUGCUUAUCAACAGCAAAUGUAUCAAAGACAGCAACAGGUCUCACAACAUCAACAGAUGCGACCGUAUAUGUCUCCACAGGGCGCGAUGGUCACACCCACACAUCAGACAGAUCUGCAAGCAGUGGAAGCAGUUGUUCGAUUUUUUGAUUGA
Necator americanus (New World hookworm) is the source of this 1236-nucleotide messenger RNA. RefSeq lists its product as uncharacterized. The coding region runs from base 1 to 1236 and encodes 411 amino acids. The record is from RefSeq and is a predicted model, not a curated record. Lineage: Eukaryota; Metazoa; Nematoda; Chromadorea; Rhabditida; Ancylostomatidae. The transcript has 11 exons.